Molecule: messenger RNA, 381 nt
Organism: Symbiodinium sp. CCMP2592
Lineage: Eukaryota; Dinophyceae; Suessiales; Symbiodiniaceae
Source: the annotation of a GenBank genome assembly
AUGUUCCGAGUCUUGAACGGCGUAUUUCUACCCAGCGGAACCACAUCCAACGAGAGGCUGCAUCACGAGAUCAACCACUGGAUCCGGGAGACGGCUGCCCUGCGCAAAGCUACCUCGGUUAUGAAGCUUGACUUCUUCCAAUCUGUCAAGGUGUUCACUCAUAACCAGGCCCUCUACAGGCCCCUGCAAAGGCAGGCGAGCCAAGCGGAGAUGACGAGACGAGCCUUGAAGGCCAACGUCCAAGUCAUUCUCCCGCGCCCUGCGUGGAGAGCUUGGUGCAAGGAGUUGACAGUGCCAGGAUCUGCUCCAAAACGAGCUCAGCUCCAGGUCCUCAAGCAAGGCCGGGCAGUGCGGGAGGCAAUGCGACAAAGGAAGGCGGAG